Molecule: messenger RNA, 2163 nt
Organism: Drosophila subobscura
Lineage: Eukaryota; Metazoa; Arthropoda; Insecta; Diptera; Drosophilidae
Gene: mbo
Product: nuclear pore complex protein Nup88
Exons: 1
Coding region: 15-2126 (703 amino acids)
Biological process (GO): ribosomal large subunit export from nucleus; ribosomal small subunit export from nucleus; protein import into nucleus
Cellular component (GO): nuclear pore
Molecular function (GO): structural constituent of nuclear pore
Source: RefSeq, a predicted model, not a curated record
UCGAUAAAAUCGACAUGUCGGAACUCACGGAUUGUUUUGAAUUAAAUAAAACAAAAUUAUUUGAAAAAAUACGCAAUGGCCUGCCCAUUGUGCAGAACACCCAAAAUCUGUUGGACUGCAGCGACGAUUUACUGUUUGCGUGGGAUGGGAACGAGUCCAGUUUGCUCGUGCGAAAUUGGCGCGCGCCGCUAAUGGAGGCUGAGCAGCGUGCCAAAGUGAACUACCAGACGCUCAUAGCUUCCAUCCCGAUCAUUCAGGACAUAGAUCGUGUUACGGUGUCAAACGAAUGCUCCCUGGUGGCACUGAGUGGACCGCGUGGUGUAUUCAUCUUGGAGCUACCCCGCCGCUGGGGUCCCGAUGGCUACUUUAAGGAUGGCAAGGAAAAAAUCACAUGUCGCACGUACUGUCUGGAUUCUCUUUUGUUCCAGAACAACCAUCUGGAGGUGCGGCAAGUGCGCUGGCAUCCAAACUCAGUGUCGGACUCCACUCUGCUGGUGCUGCUGAACAACAACACCAUCCGCGUGUACAAUCACUCGAAGCUGCGACACGUGUGGCAAGUUGGGCCUCUCACCAUGAUAAAGGGAGCCAAGACUUCGUACACCGACUUUGGCGAAGUUGCCGUGGACUUUGACAUUGCUCCAGCCACAAAGCCGCGUUCUGCCGAUCUGACUGCGGCCAACGAAUCCACUUUGAAUCAAAGCAACAAGACGCUGGGCGGAAAGACCGCCAAGCAGGAGAAGAUUGAAUGGCCCAUUGUGGUGCUGCGAGAGAAUGGAAACAUCUACAUUCUGCUCACCAGCCUGGACUCGGAUAUGACGCGUCUGCAGGGGCCCAUAACCAUAAAACCACAGAGAAUGGAUAACUACGGCCUGGAGUCUUGCUCGAUCAUGAUCAUUCCCUCGCUGCCGCCCACUAUCGUCAUUGCCGAGUCGAACGGAAAGCUACACCAUGCUCUGCUGAUGGAUGCCGAGGCCGCGGAGCAUUCCUUCAACGAAGUUGAUGAUUUUAUUCUCAUAGAGCCCGCUGAGUAUGUCAUCCAUGUGCUGGAAACGGUUGAGCUCGAAUUGGGUCUGUCUGGCGCAUCAAAUACUGGACCAAAAGACGCCUACAAUUGUCCCAUACACCUGAAGCGAGAUAUCAUCAAUGAGCUGCGCUACUUUGCCUAUCAUAAUGCUGGACUGCACGUGGUCACAGUCAGCUUCAUAUCGGAGCUGCAGCGGUAUCUCGACAGUGAGUCGGAGGAGGACAGACUGGAAUUGGCGGCAUCCUCCAGGGCCGAGUACGUUCUGUGCACAAAGUUUGACUCCAGCGAGCGGAUCAAUGCCGUCUGCGGCAUUUCUCUAUUACAACUGCCAGCUGGUGUGGUGCUGCUGUUGGCCAGCGGCCAAGUGAUCAGCCUAAAGCUGGUCAUCGAUGCCCAGCUGUUGGUGGCGCCCAAUGAGAAGACGCAGCGUGCCUCCGAUGUGGAUCAGCAAGAGUCGGGACCUUCAUUCCUUGACAAAAUUAAAGGUUUAUUGCAGCGCAAUGUCAACCAACCGAUUCUCGCCAACAAGCUGUCGUCGGCGUCGCCCCACGAGAGCUACGAGCUACUGAACCAGGCCAUUGAAGUGUUGCGCGAACAGUACCUCAAGCGGCACGACCUCGUCCGUGCCGAGUUUGCGAAGCACAUCAAUCAAAUCCUACUGAAGAAGGAGCAGCAAUUGCGCGAGAUCCAGGACCUGGAGCAUGAGCGGGAGAUAAUCAGCGAGGGGGCCCACAAGCUGGCCGAGCGCUUCGAGGAGAUCAGCGACAACCAGGAGCUGCUGGUGCGCAAGUGUCACAGUCUGAUGCAAAAGGCCAACACAGCUCUGCCCAACAGUGUUGUGGCUGAGCGCGAGUUUUCGCAGGAGGUGUCGCGCAUUAACAAGGCCACCAAGGGCAUGGCUGCCGACCUGGAGACCGCCAAGAAGAUGCUGAACAAACAGCGCUAUCACAUUGACAAGAGCCAGGAUGAGCUGAAGAACAAUGUCUACCAGUUGCCCGAGAAGCAGCAUCGCACCAUAACUGAGAUUUUGACCCAACUGAAUGGAGAGAUUGAUCGGCAAAUAACCGAUGCAAAGCGUAUAAAUAAAAUUGUUGGCGUCUAAGUUUGGUUACCGCUCAUAGCACAUCUAUGUGAAACGU